Molecule: messenger RNA, 2416 nt
Organism: Ornithorhynchus anatinus (platypus)
Lineage: Eukaryota; Metazoa; Chordata; Mammalia; Monotremata; Ornithorhynchidae
Product: 24-hydroxycholesterol 7-alpha-hydroxylase
Exons: 14
Coding region: 319-1515 (398 amino acids)
Biological process (GO): cholesterol homeostasis; bile acid biosynthetic process
Molecular function (GO): oxidoreductase activity, acting on paired donors, with incorporation or reduction of molecular oxygen; steroid hydroxylase activity; iron ion binding
Source: RefSeq, a predicted model, not a curated record
CUGGAUCCCUUGGUUCGGGGCCGCAUAUGAAUUUGGAAAGGCCCCCCUGGACUUUAUAGAGCGAGCCAGAGGAAAGAUCUAGUGAUAUUCACCGUUACCUCUGUCGACUGUGUGUCGUUCAUCCCAUUAUGCGGUUAUCGUUCCUCGGAACGGUGAUGGUAUUUAUCCGGCAUUUACUCUCUGCCAGGACUGUACUGAGUGCCGAGGUAGAAACAAGCUGUUCCACUACACCCAUAGCCGGGAUCAUGGUUUUGGCACACGGUUGUUCUUACCAGAACGUAUGGACCAAUAUUCACAGUAUUUGCCCUGGGAAACCGCAUGACUUUUGUAACCGAAGAAGAAGGUAUUAACACAUUUUUUAAAUCAAAAGAAGUGAGCUUUGAACUAGCAGUUCAAAAUCCUGUCUAUCACACAGCAUCGAUUUCAAAGGAAAUCUUUUUUCUGAACCAUGACAAGCUCUAUGGCUUAAUGAAAGGGAAAAUGAGCACGUCCAAUAUGCACCAUUUCUUUGGAAAGUUGGUUGAAGAAUUACAUGAGCACCUAGAGUAUCUAGGCACAGAAGGAACUCAGGACCUUUGUAACUUGGUAAGGAAUGUCCUGUUCCCAUCCUCAGUGAAUAUUCUCUUUGGGAAAGGCUUGUUUCCAACAAGUCAGAGGAAAAUCAAGGAGUUUGAAGAGCAAUUUCGGAUCUACGAUGAAGGUUUCGAGUUUGGGUCCCAGAUGCCCGAAUGCCUUUUAAGAAACUGGUCAAAAUCCAAACAGUGGUUUCUGAGACUUUUUGAGAAGGCGAUUUCUGACCUCGAGACAAGCAAAACUUCAGGAGACGAGUCUAAGACACUAAUGCAGAAUAUGCUGGACAUCUUAAAGCAGGAAAUAAAAAAUGAACACACGGGGCCCAGUUACGCAGUAUUACUUCUUUGGGCUUCUCAAUCCAAUGCUGUUCCGAUUGCAUUCUGGACUCUUGCAUUUCUCCUGUCCCAUCCUUCUAUUUACAAGAACAUCAUGGAAGAUCUAACUUCAGUAUUUGGCAAAGCAGGUAAAAGGAAGAUUCAAGUCUCUGAAGACGAUCUGAAGAAGCUUCCACUAAUUAAAUGGUGUGUUUUGGAAGCCAUCCGAUUAAGAGCUCCUGGUGUCAUUACCCGGAAGGUGGUUAAGCCAGUGAAAAUUCUGAAUUACACCGUUCCUUCAGGCGACAUUUUGAUGCUGUCUCCAUUUUGGCUACAUCGAAAUCCAAAGUACUUUCCCGAACCUGAAGUGUUCAAACCUGAACGUUGGAAAAAGGCAAAUUUAGAGAAGAAUGCUUUCUUGGAUUGCUUCGUGGCAUUUGGAGGAGGGAAGUGCCAGUGCCCAGGGAGGUGGUUUGCUCUAAUGGAAAUUCAAAUAUUUGUUAUUUUAAUCCUCUACAAAUAUGAUUUUACUCUAUUGGAUCCGGUACCCAAGCAGAGUUCUCGCCAUUUGAUAGGCACCCAGCAACCCGAAGGGCCAUGCAGGACUAAAUAUGAACAAAGAAAAUGAAAUCCCGCUAGCCUGAAAUCCGGGCGACCACCAGCGCUGAAUUGCACUAAACUUGUACUGCAUUAACUGAUUCAUGCUUCAUUAAGCGCUUAGUACAGUGCCCUGCACACAGUAAGCGCUCAAUAAAUACGAUUGAUUGACGCGUUAGUUUAGGCAAGGGUCCAAAUCUCAUGAACGUUUGGUGCCUUAAUGAAGAACAAAAGAAUGGAAGUGAAAUACCAUUGCAGUUCUAAAGUAAAACUAGAGGUAUCGGUUAAAAAUGUUUAGAAGGCUCAAAGUAGAAUUUUGAACAAGGGUGUUUUGGUUUUGGUUUGGUUUUUUUUGGUUUAAGCAAUAACUAGAUUACUAUAAAUGCAAUUUUUCUCAAGAGCUUUUCCCCAGUUGUUAUGCAUGUUUGGAAGAGACUCUUAAAGCAUAAAUCAAUUGUGAGGGAAACAGAUCUAAUUUCCAUUCUAUUUGAGAUCUGCCUCCUGGUUCACAUUGUUUAUUGGCAAAUAAUAGUAGGUUUGGAAGAUUUUUGAGUCUCUAGAGUGCUUCCGAUGUUAACAACACUUGUAGCUUUAACCUUCUGUUAAUAUAUUCUAUAAACAUAAGUAUUUCCAGUAUUCAAAACGGGGAUAAGAUGGUAGAUUGGUACUGAGAAAUUAGAAUCAGUCUUUGAGAUAUCUUUAAGUAUCUUUUAUUGGGGGGAAAUCAUAUAAAUUAUACACGGAGUUGGGAAUCUGAUUAGACACGUCUUAGCCACAUGUUUAAGCGUAUUGAAUGUCUAUCACAAAACCUGGGAAAGGAAAGAAAUCAUGUGGUAGAGGUGUGAGCGGGGUCGGUAUGGGGGGAGGAUGACAGGUGGGAAAACGAAAUCAUGUACUUGCACUUUAUUGCUCAAUAAAACGUUGGCUACCAA